Monomorium pharaonis (pharaoh ant) is the source of this 2087-nucleotide messenger RNA. RefSeq names its product cytochrome P450 4C1. Gene Ontology annotation, molecular function: iron ion binding; oxidoreductase activity, acting on paired donors, with incorporation or reduction of molecular oxygen; monooxygenase activity. The record is from RefSeq and is a predicted model, not a curated record. The coding region runs from base 455 to 1966 and encodes 503 amino acids. The transcript has 12 exons. NCBI's taxonomy places the organism in Eukaryota, Metazoa, Arthropoda, Insecta, Hymenoptera, Formicidae.
AAAAACAAAAAAAUUUAUUUUUUAUACUAGACACUAGCUAAAGACGCACGCUUCGUGCGUGCUAUCUAAUUUUUUAUUUUUUACAUUUUGAAAAUAAACUACAAUGAUAAUUGUAUAGAUUACUAUCUAUACAAAUUUGACAGCUGUCAAAAUUUGAUUGCAGUGACAGUUAUUUUCGCAACACAAUCUAAGCGAAAAAACCAAUAAACAUCGCGAAAAAGAAGUUUUAUUACAUGACUUUUAAGAUAGGAUUCUUUAUAUCUGUUUAAUUAUCGUAUUUUAACAUGUUAUUUCUUAAUUAUCAAUGUUUACAUAAAUUUAUCAGUAUUAUCAGAAUAAUAAAAAGAUUUGUAUAUAAAUAUAAAUAUAAAAUAUUUUUUACAUGCAAUUCAAGAACUGAAAAGAAACGAGAUUAAAAAUUGAACCUGAUUAUAACAGUCACACUACCACAAAAAUGUUUGUUACUAUAUUAUUAUUAUUAUUAUUAUUAUUACUUAUUCUUAUUGUGGCGUAUCAUUAUUAUGUGCAAUAUCGACGGUUAAUCAAUAAAAUACCAGGCCAUAUAGGGAUCUCACCUAUUAUAUUACUAAACCUAAUUUCACAAGCGGAAAUUUUUAAACUUUUAAAUAAUUAUACUAACGUGUAUUAUCCGGUUAGUAAAUUAGUGGACUUCUUCUUUAUGCUUAUGGUAUCUAUUCGUCAUCCCGAUGACUUACAGGUAAUAUUGAGCGGAACUAAACAUUUAGAAAAAAGUGUGCAAUAUAAUAUAUUGCAUCCAUGGUUUGGUAUGAAUGUUCUUACCAAAAUAGGUUCUGCAUGGCAAUCACGGCGAAAAGUAUUAACUCCUGUAUUCCAUUUUAAUAUAUUACAGCAAUUUACUGAAAUUUUAAUCAAAGAGGGCAAAAGCAUGACAAAAUCUUUAAAGAAUACAGAAGGAAUUAUUACAAAAGAUUUAAUACCGUUUAUUAGCGAACAUACAUUGAAUGCAAUAUGUGAAACUGCCAUGGGGAUUUCUCUGCAAGAAAUGGGUUUAUUUCAGCAACAGUAUCUGAAAGCAAUUCAUCAAAUAAUUGAACUUUUAAAUUAUAGAUUAUUAAGACUGUGGCUGUUUAGCAAUUGGAUAUUCUCGUUAACGUCAAAAGGCAGAGAGCAAACAAAGAUCUUGAAGAUAUUUCACGGAUUUAUUGAGAAAAUUAUUGCAGAGAGAAAAGUUUACCAUAAACACCAUAAACAAUACUUCAGGAAUUUUAGCAAAGUGGCAAUUGAUGCAGAGACUAUUGAAAUGGAUAAAAAACCGCUCGCUAUGUUGGAUCUUUUAAUAUUGGCGUCUCAAGAGGGUCUUUUAACUGAUUCCGAUAUUAAAGAGGAAAUCAGUUAUUUUAUAAUUAAGGGUACUUUUACAGCAGUAGCUAUAUCCUAUACCUUAGCACUGCUGGCCGAACAUAAAAAUAUCCAGGAUUGUGUCAGAAAAGAAAUUGAUGAUACUAUGAAAGAGAAUCAAGGAAAACUUACUAAAUCGUUGCAAGAUCUACAUUAUUUAGAGAGAUGUAUUAAAGAAGCGUUGCGUUUAUAUCCGAUUAAUUCUUGGCUAGCACGAGUUACUUCGACAGAAGCACAAUUAAAAUCAUGUUUAUUACCUACCGGAACAAUAGUGCUGCUUAAUAUUUGCGGUGUUCACAGAGACUCUAACUUUUGGCCAAAUCCAGAAAUAUUUGACCCAGAUAGAUUUUUACCUGAGAAUAUCCGAAAUCGUCACCCUUACUCCUAUAUACCAUUCAGUGCUGGACCACGUAAUUGCAUUGGUCUACAAUUUGCUAUGCUGGAGAUGAAAGCAAUAAUAGCUUCUCUAAUUCACAAUUUUUACUUGGAACCCGUUGAUUACUUAAAGAAUCUACGAGUAGAAUUUGAUUUUUUCCAUCGCCCUCUUGAUCCGCAUCGCAUAAAUUUUAUUCCAAGACGCAUAUAAGCAUUUAAAAACAAUUUAAAUUCCAAGAAAUGACAAUUGCAUUGUGUAUAAAAAUGAAGAAAAUUAACAUGCAUAUUAUAUGUAUUUAUAGAUACACAUCAAUAAUUAAAAUAAUAUAUAU